Messenger RNA from Eupeodes corollae, 747 nucleotides. RefSeq lists its product as uncharacterized. The record is from RefSeq and is a predicted model, not a curated record. Lineage: Eukaryota; Metazoa; Arthropoda; Insecta; Diptera; Syrphidae. The transcript has 2 exons. Bases 1 to 747 code for a protein of 248 amino acids.
AUGCAACUGCGAUUGAUUUUUGAGCUCCUUGUGGUAGCAGUGAUCCUGGCUGAAUUAAGUGAAGCUGCAACCCAAACUUUUCGGGGCAACAGUUGGCUGAGUCCGGAAUUCAUGAUUGUUCGGAAAGUGUACGACGACUGUCAGGAUAAAAAUGAUUUUGUGGCGUGUUUGAAGGAAAAGGCUCUCAUGGCGAUCACAAAGGCUCUGGAACAGGAUUCAAUUCAUAUUGUCGAAGGAUUGGUGUUGGAGAAACAAAAUUCCACGGACAAGGAGAGUAUAAUAGCGCUGGCCGAUGCUAGAACCCUGAAUACUUUGUCCCCGCUGGAUCGAUCACUUUUGGAAAAGACCGAUCAAUUGCUGCGAACACACGUCAUGAAGAUGGACAUGAGUCAAGGUCGAGAAGGCAAUAAUAAGCAUCAUUCGAAGAAGGGCGGUGGACAUGUUAAGUAUGUUGUUGCUGCACUUCUGACAGCUAUGGGCAUUGCUGGUCCAAUUGGUUUGAAGGCUUUGGCUGCGAUCGCCAUCAAGGCAUUGGUGAUCAGUAAAGUUGCUCUGACUAUUGCCAGUAUAAUUGCUCUGAAGAAACUCUUCUCCCAUGAUCAUCAGGAGGAGACAAGCUUCCAAGUUCAUGCCGGAGAACAUAAUCGGCGAAAUGCAUACGUUAUGCGACCAAUGUCAAAACCGACCAAUACUGCGACUGCUCCUGCGGGAGUUGAUCCUUACAGAUAUUACUAUGAAUAUCACUAA